Messenger RNA from Arachis ipaensis, 585 nucleotides. RefSeq lists its product as uncharacterized. Gene Ontology annotation, molecular function: protein binding. Lineage: Eukaryota; Viridiplantae; Streptophyta; Magnoliopsida; Fabales; Fabaceae. The record is from RefSeq and is a predicted model, not a curated record.
AUGGAUAGUAUCAAAGCACCAACAACCCAACCAUUACCUAAUAACAUGUCAACCAGAAUUUUAAGCUGUUUGUCUACAAUGGAAGGCACAACAACGAAGAAAGCACAACUACCUUAUCUCGGUCAGGACAUACUUUUGAAGAUAUUUACUAAGAGUGAUCCAAAGACGGUGGGAAAAUGUAGAUGCUUAAACAAGACGUGGAAUGGUAGGCUAUCUACUCCAAUGUUUGCCAAGCAGAAUUGGUUCGAGAACAAAGACAAGAAUAGGAAUGUAAUUAUUGGAGUUGGUCUUCCAUCUAUGGAAGAAAAUUCCAUAUGGUUUACAAGAACCAAUGUCGAUUGUCCUCAGCAGAUCCCUCUAAACAUUCCGGUUGUAAUAAAUCAAUUCGGUUGGUACUCGAUUAUUGGUUCUUGCCACGGUGUGCUCUGUAUACGGUUCUCUCAAAAAGGAUUGGAUUCCAAUCUCCUAAUUUGGAAUCCAUUAAUUCAACAAUUCCAUACUGUUUCUGAUGAGGCAAGGCAGCACUGUUGCCAUGUAGUUUCUCUUUAUGCAUUUGGGUUCCUAAACCAUUCAAUGGAAUAUUGA